Molecule: messenger RNA, 1982 nt
Organism: Ruditapes philippinarum (Manila clam)
Lineage: Eukaryota; Metazoa; Mollusca; Bivalvia; Venerida; Veneridae
Exons: 3
Coding region: 219-1880 (553 amino acids)
Source: RefSeq, a predicted model, not a curated record
UAUAGUGUCCAUUAGGGGGCUCAUACCGAUUCUUUAUAAAACAUGCAUGGUUGUUUGAUUUGAUUUUUAUCAAUCUACUAAGCUGCCUGACGUUAGUGACGUCACAGAUUAUGACGUCAAAAAUUAACGUUAUCGCUAUAGACACAAAAAGCGACAUUAAAGAGAGACAAGCAAGCUUAAUCAUACAGUGAGAAAAGAGAGAUAUAUCAUCUUUAUUAAUGGAUAAAGAUACUUCAAACAUGGAUACAGAAAUAAAGACAGAAUCAGAGUCACCCCAUAAAUUUACUAGCGUUCUUGAACGGAGAAGGAUCAAGAGAAAAGAAGAAGACGAGGCGAAUAUUGAAUGGAGUCCGUUAGAGAAGCCAGAUAAUUCUGCGAUAGAAAGUCGGAUGGACAACAUCAUUGAGAAUUUAAAAAAGCAGUUUAAGCAAGAAAAGUUUGCAAGAAGACAAGCCCCCAAGGUUAGCACUUCCUAUAAAGUUUUUUGUAAUAGUGUUGACGCUUUCCUUCGUCAUCUAGAGAACCCAAAAGUCAAAUAUCAAGAAUCUAACAGAGAGUUACCUGGAAAUGCUGUGAAACCAGACAAAAUAACAAGCACUAAACAAAUGUCAGUGGACACACCAGCUCAAGACAGUCCAGUUCAUGAUGAAAGUCUUGAUGAUGAUGAUGCUAAUGCUGCUGUUGAUGAUGGUGAUGAUGUUCAACAAGUGAAACAUAAAGAAUGUGAACAUUUAAUUUCUCAGAUGCUUAAUAACGUUAUUUUGCGCGAUUCAAAAACCAUCAAUUGCAGCGAAGUCUCUUCCUUAUCAAUGCCUCACUUCUUUGGUGAGCCAACAGUCAAGAAACUGGUAACACAAACAAAAGCAGACGACAUAAAGCCCAUGCCAAGUUUAUUCCAAAAGAGACAUACGAGCAAUGCCUAUUUCUUUUCUUUGAAACAAAAGAAGUUGAUCAAUGGCUGUUUGCUACCAUAUUUACUUGCGCCUUCUCCAUUUAUUGGUUUGAACAGGAAGCAAAAGUACAUGGAGUUCUAUGAAGUUAAGUUCAAACCUGCAGAAGUGUCUCUUCUCAUGAGCAAUCCAAAAUAUAAAGUUGGCGAUCACAUUAGUAAAUGUGAGCAUCUUCCUGUAAACAAGUGUAUUGCAACUACUCAAAAGUCCGAUAUGCCUAAUGGCUUUAUUAAAUAUCAGCAGGUUCAAACAGAGAAUAAAAAUAAAUCGAUAACACAAGACAUCGGAAAAUCCAAGGUUCCUGACUUUAAAAGAAUAUUCAGCCUCGCUUUGCGUUACAAUAAGGUUCCAUGCCCAAGAACACUGUCUAUAUUUGGUUUAUAUUUUACACCUAUACUCUAUUUUGGCAGAGAAGCUGAAAUGCCACGUUUACCUCACUCUCUAGCAAACUUUACAGAUGAACGCAAAUCUAAAAGUCAUUACCAUAUAAGAACGUUGCUAACCCUGACAGCUACGACUUCAGUGAAAUAUGAAUUUUUAACAAUGGAAAUGGACAUAAUUACAACAUCAUCGUAUUUGAACACAAAACAUCCUGCCGUAACAGAUUUGGACAGUUAUAAAUUAAAGCCAGUCAAACACAUUGAUUCAUUCGAAAACGUCUUCUUUGAUAAUGUGGCGAUCACAUCAUCGCAUUUGAACACCGAGUAUCCUGCCGUAAAAGAUUUGGACAGUGACAAAUUGAAGCCAGCCAAACAUGAUGAUACAUCGGGAAAAGUCUUCUUUGAUAAUUUUGAGACAAUGGAGAAGAACGACAGUAAACAAGUUGAGGUUCAACCUGAAGAACUUGAAGUAAUCAUUGAUGACGAUGACGAUGAUUCGCCAUUUGGGAUACUGUCUGUCUAUUGCAGAAGUGGAAUUCAUUCAAGAUGAUUCCACAGAUGAAGGCCAAUAGAUGAACAGAGAUAGAAGAAUUUUUAUUUUUUGGAAUUUAAAUAUUUUUACAUUAUGAUUAAAAUAUUAUAAUCAAACGUA